This is a messenger RNA of Orycteropus afer afer, 1743 nucleotides long. It is a transcript of the gene HOXC8, whose product is annotated as homeobox C8. Gene Ontology annotation, cellular component: nucleus. Lineage: Eukaryota; Metazoa; Chordata; Mammalia; Tubulidentata; Orycteropodidae. The record is from RefSeq and is a predicted model, not a curated record. Gene Ontology annotation, molecular function: DNA-binding transcription factor activity, RNA polymerase II-specific; RNA polymerase II transcription regulatory region sequence-specific DNA binding. Gene Ontology annotation, biological process: regulation of transcription by RNA polymerase II.
CUCAGCACCGAGGCGCCCCCACCUGCCCAGCCCCCAGCCCACCAGCCCACCAGCCCAGCCCAGUGCAGGAGAGCCGGCCGGCCUGGGGUUCGGUCCCGGGGGGAGGGGAGUUUCUGGGGUACCGGGCGGGGGAGCCGGAGCCAGAGGGGAGGGGGCCGCGGGUUUUCAUGUGCCCAGCAUGAGCUCCUACUUCGUCAACCCCCUGUUCUCCAAAUACAAAGGCGGCGAGUCCCUGGAACCGGCCUAUUACGACUGCCGGUUCCCUCAGAGCGUGGGCAGGAGCCAUGCGCUGGUGUACGGGCCCGGAGGCUCGGCGCCCGGCUUCCAGCACGCCUCGCACCACGUCCAAGACUUCUUCCACCACGGCACCUCGGGCAUCUCCAAUUCGGGGUACCAGCAGAACCCGUGCUCCCUGAGCUGCCACGGAGACGCCUCCAAAUUCUAUGGCUACGAGGCGCUCCCCAGACAGUCCCUUUAUGGGGCUCAGCAAGAGGCGAGCGUGGUGCAAUAUCCCGACUGUAAAUCCUCCGCCAACACUAACAGUAGCGAAGGACAAGGCCACUUAAAUCAAAACUCGUCUCCCAGCCUCAUGUUUCCAUGGAUGAGACCCCACGCUCCGGGGCGACGCAGUGGACGGCAAACUUACAGCCGGUAUCAGACCUUGGAACUAGAAAAGGAGUUUCUCUUUAAUCCUUAUUUGACACGAAAGCGCCGGAUUGAAGUCUCUCAUGCCCUGGGACUGACUGAGAGACAAGUGAAGAUCUGGUUCCAGAACCGAAGGAUGAAAUGGAAAAAGGAGAACAACAAGGAUAAACUUCCCGGAGCCCGAGAUGAGGAGAAAGCAGAGGAAGAAGGAAAUGAGGAAGAGGAGAAAGAAGAGGAGGAAAAGGAAGAAAACAAGGACUAAACAAAAAAAGAGAGAGAUUUUCCCCCCCUUUUAGCAACUCCCUUGAAGUUUCGUUUUAUGGUAGCGGAUAAAUUGAGAAGUUUACGACUGUCAUUUGCUUUUAUAGAGAAUAGAAUGACACUCACAACUCUAACUACCUGUCAGAUACUAGCAGCUCUGGUUUUAUUACCUUUGGACUCCCCCCGCUCUUUAUUUGUCUGGGGGCUGAAGGGGGGAGAGCGAGACGCAGCGAGAAGGAAAAGUUCUGACUCUGUCUCAGUUCUGGCCCCCAGCACACACACUUGCCCCUACCCCCACCCUUAGGAGUCCUUCCUGGGUUUUCAGGUCUGCGACCUGGCCUCCUGGCCCCCUCUCUCACCCCCUUCUUGUCACAGUCCCACCUUCCUCUUUCUCUGGUAUUUAUUUUAGAGGGGAGCCCCCUCAAAAUGCGGAAGAAUAUUCGUGGCUUUGUUUUUAUGCUAGGAUUUAGCUUAUUAAGUUUACUUUUCUGAAAAGGAAAAGGAAGAAAAAUAAGAAAGGAAAAGAAAUAUUUAAAAGAGAUAUGAGGAUGGUAGCAAGGAAUAUUCCCUCCACGGAGCUUCCCGCUUUGAACGACCCCCUUGACUUUCUCUAGGAACCUGAUGGAAACCUGAAGAUGUGGGUCUCUCCCAUCCCCUGCUUUCUGAGGGGUAGAUAGGAACCUGCAGUUGCCUCUGAAUCCUACCUAGCCAUCCCAUGGUCACUCGGGCCCAAGCCCUCUCUCUCUUUCACUGUCUGAUCUCUGUUCUGUUGGGCCUGGCUUCCUCUGAGCGGCGUUACCGCUAGUGCUCAGAAAUUACCAUAAUCAUGAAAAUAAU